AUGUGUGGCUCUGCAGGGUGUGGUCAGUCUGAGGUCCAGCCCCGGAUCGUAGGAGGGUCUGACACCAAACCCGGGUCCUGGCCCUGGAUCGUGGCCCUGGCGUACAGAUAUAAGGGCUUCCCCGUGCAGUACUGUGGAGGCUCCCUCAUCAGCGACCAGUGGGUCCUCACCGCCGCACACUGCUUCGACCCCCCAGGCCCAGAGAACAGCACGAUGGUACAUCUGGGUCGCCACUCGUGGGAGUAUGAGAACGUGUCGUCAGAGGAGGUUCGCUGGAUCCGCUCCAGACACUGCCAUACUCACUACAACCAAAGCGGAGACAUGGAGAACGACAUAUGCCUCCUGCAGCUGUCCGCCCCAGUGGCCUUCAGCGACCGCAUCCGCCCCAUCUGCCUCCCGGCCCAGGGCAGCACUUUCCCGGCCGGUCAACCCUCCUGGGUCGCAGGCUGGGGAUCACUACAAGAAGGGGGAGAUUACCCAGAGGUCCUGCAGGAGGUGAUGUUGCCCAUCGUGGGGAUAAACGAGUGCCGCUGCCUGAACGAGAUUUCCGUCCCCGAGAAAACCAUCUGUGCCGGGUUCAGAGAGGGCCAAAAGGACACCUGCCAAGGGGACUCGGGGGGCCCUCUGGUGGUCUGGAUGCCUUCCGCCUGGGUGCAGGUGGGGGUGGUGAGUUCCGGUGAAGGCUGUGCCCGUGAAGACCGCCCCGGUCUCUACGCCCUGGUGUCCGCGUACCAGGACUGGAUCAGCGAGGUGUUGGAGGCGGCCGGCUCCAUGGACCAGCCCAAGUUUGUGCCCUACAACCCCCCGGACGAGGACCUGGACCUGGACUACGUUUGCCAGAACAUGAGCCUGUCUUACUACACCGACUCGGUGAUGGACGGGGGCACGGACACAUUCGGCUCUGUGCUGAGUGUGAUGGUGCUGAGCGCAGUUACAAUAGUGCUGUUAGAUUAA
Molecule: messenger RNA, 954 nt
Organism: Knipowitschia caucasica
Lineage: Eukaryota; Metazoa; Chordata; Actinopteri; Gobiiformes; Gobiidae
Source: the annotation of a GenBank genome assembly